AUGUCACCAUACACCAACUUUUGUGCCUCUUUUGAUACAGUAGAGAUGAGGAUCACUCACUUCGUGGGUCUUUUCAACUUGAACAACAUCAAUGACGUGCGCCAGGCGAUUUCCGAGCUCAUCGGAGAACAUGUUUUUUCAGAGCUCCUUUGGGCGUCACUCUUUCACCCAACCAGCAAGUUGGUGGAUGGAAAAUGUAGUGUGAGGCUAGCAGAUUUCUUUCCUGAAGAAGUCUUUUCAGAUUUCAACUGUCUAGCCCAGAAACUGGUGGGCAAUUUGAUGAUGUUGCUCUACCAGUUGAUGGUCAUUACCUUGAAAGAAAGAGAAGCACUUGUGAUCAACUGUCGUGGACCAGAAGAAAUGAACGAGAUUAUUAUGUCAGCCCUAGACAAUAUGUACACCUAUCCAGACAGGUUCCCAAUAUUCACGGGAAGAGUGAAGGCUCUCCCUUUCAUAAAAGGGAGCAAUGUCCUGCCCAUCGCUCCCAAGUCAGGUCUUCCGAGAAUCAUGACAGAGGAGACAGGGAAGAGAUUUAGGAAUAUGAUGGACAUCUUGCCCAUUGAAACCCAGCCAAUUGGUGAUUUGUGCAUUGUUGUUCCAAACAGUGGGGGCUUUGGUUCCACCAAGUCUCUGAGACUUGUCUCGGAUGUACCCGCUUCAUUCUUCUCGACUCUUCCAGUCGCGUAG
Suillus fuscotomentosus is the source of this 687-nucleotide messenger RNA. RefSeq lists its product as uncharacterized. Bases 1 to 687 code for a protein of 228 amino acids. NCBI's taxonomy places the organism in Eukaryota, Fungi, Basidiomycota, Agaricomycetes, Boletales, Suillaceae. The transcript has 4 exons. The record is from RefSeq and is a predicted model, not a curated record.